UCCUGCAAUAUCAAUUGUCCAUUUCUCUGUUCUAAGCGCCAAAUCAGACUGAGGCAAAUUCUCGGGAAUGGAUCUCCGACUCUCUGAUUCCUCCGGCGAACUACCUGAAGAUUUCAACUCCCUCUUCAUCAAUAUCAAUACCCUUCUCCUCUGCUCUCCUCCGAAACCCUAUUUCAACACGGUUCGCACUAAAAGAAGAGGGCAUGUCACUUUCUUUUCCACCUCCCUUUCCUCUCGGUCCCAAUGGCUCAAUUCCCCUUCCUUCGCCUCCUUUCCUCCAUCUCGAUCCCUCCACCGCUCCCUCUCCGUCCUGGAACGCGCCCUCAUCGGCGCCUCUGCGGGCGGCAUCGCCGGAGCUUUCACCUACGUUUGCCUACUCCCAAUUGACACCAUCAAGACCAAGCUCCAGACUCGCGGCGCUGCCCAGAUAUACGCCGGCGCCCUCGACGCCGCUCUCCAGACCUUCCGGAGUCACGGCCUCUUUGGCUUCUACCGCGGAGUCUCCGCCGUGCUCGUUGGCUCUGCUUCCUCCUCCGCUGUCUAUUUCGGCACAUGCGAGUUCGGAAAAUCCCUUCUCUCCAAAUUCUCCGCAUACCCUCUCUUUCUUAUCCCGCCGACUGCCGGCGCCAUGGGCAACAUAAUCUCCUCCGCCAUCAUGGUUCCCAAGGAGCUCAUUACCCAGCGGAUGCAGACUGGCGCAGCCGGCCGAUCCUGGGAGGUUGUUCUCAGGAUUCUUGAGAAAGAGGGCAUCAUGGGGCUGUACACUGGUUACUCUGCAACUUUACUCCGGAAUCUACCCGCUGGGAUUCUGAGUUACUCAUCGUUCGAGUACUUGAAGAGCUUCGUGUUGAGCAGGACGGGAAAUGCGUAUCUUGAGCCAGCACAGAGUGUUUUGUGUGGUGCAAUUGCUGGGGGGUUAUCGGCAUCGCUGACUACUCCUCUGGAUGUGGUGAAGACGAGGCUAAUGACGCAGGCUCAUGGGGAGGCUACGAAGAAGAUAUCAGAGACUGUGAGACAGAUAUUGAUGGAAGAGGGGUGGGCGGGACUGGCUAGGGGAAUUGGUCCUAGGGUUUUGCACAGCUCAUGUUUUUCUGCAAUUGGAUACUUUGCCUUCGAGACUGCGAGACUAGCUAUCCUUCAUCAGUAUGUGCAGCAUAGGGAGAAGCCUGUUGUUGAUGUGGUGGAGUAAUAUCCGAAAUGCCAUCAUUGUUCCGUAGAUGUAAUGCUUUAUGUUGUUCCGGUAAGUUUUUUCCAAUCAUCAAUACAGUAAUUUUGGCUUGAGUAAUGCUCAUGGAUGGUUUAAGUGGACAAUAUAUUAAUAAAAAAUCUGUUGGUGUGAAGCUACUUGCCCUCUUCCUGUUCGGAACUAAGUGGUAUAUAUGGGGGCAUGCUAUUUGGUUUAUCCUUUUGUAAUUGCAGAUAGCCAUUUAACGAAGAAACUAAAAGGUACAAAGAGGAAGCUUUAUGCCCUGUAUGGUUUGUUUUCGUUGAACAUAAUGGAAUCGCUGUAUCCAAGGAGCCUUUAUGUUGUAUUAUGUUUGAGAAGAAAUUCCAAUGAGAUGAUAAUAUGAAAAAAGGGGAUUUUUUUA
Molecule: messenger RNA, 1589 nt
Organism: Dendrobium catenatum
Lineage: Eukaryota; Viridiplantae; Streptophyta; Magnoliopsida; Asparagales; Orchidaceae
Product: protein MITOFERRINLIKE 1, chloroplastic
Exons: 1
Coding region: 68-1189 (373 amino acids)
Cellular component (GO): mitochondrial inner membrane
Molecular function (GO): S-adenosyl-L-methionine transmembrane transporter activity
Source: RefSeq, a predicted model, not a curated record